AUUGAGUUCUUUGAAUGACUUACGUUUACGAGACCUUACGUUAAUCCUUGAAUGCCCGCGGUUGACCGCUAUGCCAAUGAACUCUCUGGAUGAUGGUGAGCGGUCACGGCAUCAGCUGUUUCACUGUGACAGCUGCUGCGUGAACUGUCUCGCUGAUGUCGGUGGCGUCCGAGUGCUGCUUCCGCAGUUGAAUAUACUUGUCGCUAAAUUUCUUCGGAGAAAAUGGGGGCGAACAGUAGCAAGAAGGCCACCGGUAGACACCCAGGCCUGUCUGAUGAAGAGCAUAGGCAGUUACAAAAAAUUUUUCAAGUGGCAUCUAAGGACUCUUCACAUUGCACCGAGAUGAAUAUCCAAGAGUUGUGGAAUGGAAUUAACGAUCGCCUUUUGGCGCUGUUGCUUAACUAUUACUUCAAGUCCAAAAAAGCUGUAGAUUUUGAAAAUUUUAUUAAACCGUAUGUUAAUGUCGUACAUGGAACAGUGGAUGAAAAAAUCGAAAUAUUAACAUCGUUCUGGGAGACUGAAGGAGGGAUUCAAACCAAGGAUAUAAUAGAGUAUGUGUAUGGCGUAGUCCAUUCGUUUCUCCAAAAUCUCCUCAAUGACGAGACCUAUGAAAGCUGGAAGUCUGCUGGAUGCAACUCCUCUGAUGAUAGAAUUAGAAUGUUUUCCAAUUUUUUGUGUCACGAUUUACCGUUGUCUCCUCUCAUCUCGUCAGAACAAUUAACUGUCUGGGUUUCAUCAUUGUCAAGUUUGCAUGCAAUGGAAAAAGCUGUAUUUAGAAAUAUAUAUGGCACAUCAACACCAGAUAUCCUUUGUGAAAUUAAUAUGCCAUUGUGUUUAGGAAUAACCCCAGGGACAAUUUUUCCAUCGUUAUUAGAAUCAAGUGAUAUUUUGUUUUUGAAUUCACGUCUUCCAAAAGAAAUGCGUUGUGAAUGGAGAUUUUUAUUUUCAACGAAGAUACAUGGAGAGAGUUUCUCAAAACUUCUUGGUAAUAUUUGUAACCAAGGGGCAAGUUUAAUUAUUGUAAAAGACAAGUUGGGACAUGUUUUUGGAGGAUUUGCUCCAGAUAGUUGGAAUGUUGGACCUUCAUUUCUUGGAAAUGCAACCAGCUUCUUGUUUAAGUUGGAGCCAAGUUUAAACAUCUAUCAUCCUACUUGUUACAAUGAUCACUAUCAAUAUUUAAAUAUCCAACAACAAACAAUGCCAAAUGGUUUGGGUAUGGGAGGUCAGUUUGAGUAUUUUGGUCUGUGGCUUGAUGCAGAAUUUGGAACAGGACAUAGCAGUGAGUCUUGUACCACUUACCGAGGCUACCAAAUGUUAUCUGGUGAAAAAAAUUUUCAAAUUGAUCACGUUGAAGUGUGGGCAGUAGGAAAACCACCUGUUGUUGAAGAUGAGGAGCAAAGAAGUGUUCUAGACGAUCCCAAAAAUUGGGAAACGAAAGCCAUGUUAGAGUUUGCUGGGAGACCCCAGCACAGUGAAGGGUUAAGAGAACCUGUUGAAGACUGAAGUUUCUUUCAUACUUCAGAGAUAAUGAUUUUGCAGGAAAGAGAGGUACAUAUCAUAUGGGACACGUAACAAAGACUGCAUUGAUAACCAGAGAAAUUUGCAUCGGCAGAGAGAAAAAAUUUUGGAAUGACUUGGGGAAAAUAUAUUAUCUCUUCUCCUUACAUGAUCAAUGUAAGUGUAUAUGUAUAUGCAGCUUAUUUCACUACUCGUAUAUCUAUCUCUCCAACUAAAUUGCAGUAUUAAUUUAGAGUAAACUGAAGUUGUGUGAAAUAAGCAAUUCCAGUUUGGUGAAUACCUUCAAUACAUUCUGUGUCCGAAUUAUUAUUAUUCUUGUUAGAACAAUUUUAAUUUUGGAGGAUUUUGUAGUUCUUUCAAGGAAAUCAGGAGAUAUGAGAAAAUAGACUGCAUAUUACAAGGAAUAUCAUAAUAAAUAUGAAUUUUUUAAUGCAAUUUGUCAUAGUUAUGUAUUGAUUUUGUUGUGCCUUAAUUUUAAUGUUUGUAUAUGAAUUAAAGUUUGAUGCUACUUUACUCAACUUUGUUGUGUACAUUUUCUUAUUUAUUAUAAAAUAUAAUGUAAGCAAGCAGUGUCUGUCAAACUUGAAGCUUUUUUUACUGCUGUACACUACGAACUAAAAGGUUUUUGUCUGCUGUUUUGUGGCUUUUAUCCAUUUUUAAAUCAUCUGCGUAUG
This is a messenger RNA of Gryllus bimaculatus (two-spotted cricket), 2192 nucleotides long. Lineage: Eukaryota; Metazoa; Arthropoda; Insecta; Orthoptera; Gryllidae. The record is from the annotation of a GenBank genome assembly.